This is a messenger RNA of Neltuma alba, 2147 nucleotides long. Its product is annotated as pentatricopeptide repeat-containing protein At5g14080. Gene Ontology annotation, molecular function: protein binding. The transcript is spliced from 2 exons. Bases 19 to 1929 code for a protein of 636 amino acids. Lineage: Eukaryota; Viridiplantae; Streptophyta; Magnoliopsida; Fabales; Fabaceae. The record is from RefSeq and is a predicted model, not a curated record.
AGGGUCACCAUCCGUUUGAUGAAACCCCAGGCAGCAGCAGAUUUGGCUGUUCGAAUAAGCAGAGCUCUGAUCUCCGCCUCAAACCACACCAGGCCAACGCGUUCAUGGAGUCCUUCUCUGGAGCACACCCUCCACAAACUCGGUUGCCGCAGUCUUCUCUCUCCCUCACUCGUCGCCGCUGUCAUCGAUCCCUUCCUUCUCAAUCACCAUUCGCUCGCUUUGGGAUUCUUCAACUGGGCUUCCCAGCAGCCUGGCUUCGCCCACACUCCCAUCACCUACCAAUCCAUUCUCAAAUCCCUCUCUCUUUCCCGUCAAUUCAGUGCCAUUGAUUCCCUCUUGAAACAGAUCCAAGACCUGAAAUUUUCCGUUGACCCUUCUGUUUAUCGCUCCAUAAUUGCUUCCCAGAUCGUUGGGAAGAAGAUCCACAAUGCUUUUCUACUUUUUGGCCAAGUAUCGUAUCUUGUUCCGGAAAUUGGAAGCGAGACAUGUAACUCGCUCUUGGCUGCUCUGGCAUCUGAUGGGUACUUGGAUAGUGCAGAGAAAGUGUUUGGGGAAAUGACUCGGAAAAGCAUCCCUUUAAGUACACUUGGUUUUGGGGUCUUUAUAUGGAGGCUCUGUAAAGUGGGUGAGUUGAAGAAAGUAUUGAGCAUACUAGAUGAGGUUCAAAAAUGCAGUUCGGGCAUUAAUGGUUCUGUGGUAGCUGUUCUUAUCAUCCAUGGGCUCUGUCAUGCAUCUAUGGUGUCUGAGGCUUUCUGGAUGCUGGAUGAACUGAGGAACAGGGGAUGGAAAUCUGAUUUUAUGGCGUAUAGAAUUGUUGCGGUAGCAUUUCAAUCGAUGGGAAAUGUGGCUGAUGAGGAAAAGGUCCUGAAAAAGAAGAGGAAAUUAGGAGUGGCUCCAAGGGCUAAUGAUUACAAGGACACAAUUCUUGCCCUGAUCUUAGAGAGGCUGAUCUCUGAAGCAAAAGAGUUGGGGGAAAUAAUUGUUGGUGGUAAUUUUCCUAUUGAGGAUGACGUUCUCAAUAUAUUGAUAGGGUCUGUUUCAACCAUUGAUCCUGAUUCGGCAAUUAUGUUUUUCAACUUCAUGGUUGGAAAAGAGAAAUUCCCAUCUCUUUUGACUGUGAGUAAUUUGGGUAGGAGUCUCUGUAAACAUGGCAAGUUUGAUGAGCUGUUGGAGGUAUUCCAGGUUUUGAAUUGUCACAACUGUUUUAAAGAUUUAGAGGGUUACAAUGCGGUGCUGUCAAUCUUAUGCAGGGCUGGGAGAGUUAAAGAAGGCUAUGGAGUUUUGCAGGACAUGAAGAAGAAAGGAAUAGUCCCCGAUGUCUCAUCUUAUAAUUUUUUGAUGGAAGCAUGUUGUAAACAGGAUCUACUGCGCCCUGCUAAAAAGCUCUGGGAUGAGAUGUUUGCUAGUCAGUGUUGUGGGAAUUUGAAGACAUACAAUAUUCUUAUACGAAAAUUUUGUGAGGUUGGACAAAUUGAAGAGGCUCAGAGGUUAUUUUACCACAUGUUGGGAAAAGAAUUGGAACCUGAUGCUGCAACUUUUACGUCUCUUCUCGAAGGACUUUGCAAAGAAGCCAAGCUUGAAGCAGCUUUUGAGCUCUUCAACCAGUCUAUCAAACAAGACACUACGCUUGCUAGAGACAUAUUAAAUACGUUUAUGUUAUCCCUCUGCAGUAAAGGACAUCUUAUGACUGCGUCAAAGUUUAUUUGCAGUCUUAGUCCCGAAAUACAAGGCGCAGAAUCGCAUUUGACUUUGAUAAAAUAUUUAGCUGAUGCAAGGGAGAUUCCAAUAGCCUUGGAGCACUUGAAAUGGGUCAAAGAAAGGUCACCUUGGACGUUAAAUGAUAUUCGGGCUGGACUUCUAGCGUCUCUUUCUUCUGUUUCAUGUUCACAGUCAAUAAUACAGUUUCUUCAGAUGAUACCAGAUGCAUGAGCAUGGGGAAUGAUUCAUCCCACGGAAGUUUCCAUGCUAUAGUCAUGAUUAGUUCUCAUCAUAUGGAAUCCAAUUAAAUUUAUUGAAUCCUCGGACCCUUUUAUAUCGGCAUUUGGUUUUCACGUCAUUCAUGUUGGAUAUGAAUGGUUGUUAUUAUUAUUAAAGAAAUUGAGUAAUAUCAGGGCAAUCAGUUUAACCGGCGGCGCAAGGAAGGUGAA